AUCACGCUGCCGUGCGGCAGAGAGUUGUUUGCUUCACGUCCCGAUAUUUACGGCGUCUAGGCUGAGAGAGGAAAGGUGAGUCCAGGAAGGUCCGGCAUAGGGUGGCGCCCUGCGCAUCUCAUCCCGCGCUUGGACACACUGUGUCGCUUCCCAGUGGCCGCGGGGGGGGACAGUCCGCUCCUGCAGUCCGCUGCUUGUUCUUAACUGGCUUCUGGUUGCAGCUCAUGAUUGUGACAUUUCUCGGUGGGGACUAGCAACAUGUGCGCCCGGAUGGUGUGAAGUGUGACACAGCGGCUUUGAGGUUGCAUUUCUCUCGGAUACGCCAAGUACCCGACGUUACGGCGCACCUUGUCUAAUAGAGAACCAUGAGCACUGUGGAGGAGGAGCCGGAUCACAUGAUACCAUGAAGACGAGCCUGCAGGUCCUGCGCUGCCAGCUGCUGAGUGUUCUAGCAUUCCUAGCACUGCUAGUAGGACUGGUGUCAUCAGCACAGGAGCUGUACCUCGGCCAGACGUCCCAGGACUCUGUCUCCAUGGCAGCCGCCCACAGCAACCCCCUGUCUCCCCCCGAACCUCCGCACCUGAACUGGCAUCAGGAAGGCUCCAGUAGUGGGGAGUGGUCAUCCAAAGGUGGCGCUCAACCCACAAACAUCAUCCUCCCUACUGUCGCCUUCCACACGUCAGCCUGGCUUCACACCACCCAAACCUCCAGCCUGGCCCAUGAAGAUCCUCCUAUUCAUGACACAAAUAGUGUCGCCCUGAACACUGUGAGCACUGAAAGCUGGGUUAAUCAGCCCCAGGAGCCGAGCUCUGAUAUUGUAAACCAAGGCCACAUGCACAAAUUGGUCAGGGUACCUCAAGUCCAUAACCCAGUUACAGUCAGCACUAACCAGGCCAGCAGCAGCAGCCCUAAAUUUCUCAGCACAGUGGUCCCAAAUAUAGAUGUGGAAUCUACUGCCAGAGGUGCUCCAAACCCCCUGGCUCUUAUGUCCAGCUCUGGAUCAGACAGAGGAGAUACGCUCGCCGCACACCAUGUAGAGCCUCAGAAGUUGAGCGUGGAGGAACCCACUUACCCCAGCCACCAUGUUCCAGAUCUGCACCCCUCCUCACUGUCCCUUUCAUCAAUAGAUGGUGACCCUGCGCUUGGCCUGAAACUCAGAGAGCAUGCUCAGGGUGUCGCAGAGGUGGCUGCACACCACGCCAUCACCCUGAGGGAGGUGCAUGAGGCAAACGAGCCCCCCACUGUUGGGCUGGUGGUAGACCCAGAGGCAAGGUCUGUCUCCCCAGUCGAGAGCCCACCAGAGAAUCUAACUUCCACUGCGUCCACUCCAGCCCUGUCCACUGCGCCGAGCCUCAAAACGCAGAUUCCCACAGUCAGCCCAGACAACCACACUGCUCCCAGUGACACCACCACUGAGGAGGGGCAUGGUCAGGUUGUUCAAGGUAACGGCACAGACAAUCCCCCUCUGGGACGCUCGUUGGGGAAUGUAACUACAUCUGGAGGGCUGCUGUCUAACAGCAGUUCAGUCGAGGAGCCCCCUGCUCGGGGGAACAGUUCGGAGGCCCCUUCCACAGCCAGCAGGAACUUCCUGAACAGGCAGGUGCCUGCCACCACCCAGGAGCCCUGGACACCCAGCAACAGCUCAGGCCCCACCGUUGACUCCCCGCCGUCCCGCAUGACCAUCUGCUUGAGCAGGAUGGACAUUGUGUGGAUUGUGCUGGCCAUCAGCGUGCCUGUGUCCUCCUGUUCUGUGCUGUUGACCGUGUGCUGUAUGAGGAGGAAGAAGAAGUCGUCAAGUCAGGAGAACAACCUCAGCUAUUGGAACAACGCCAUCACCAUGGACUACUUCAGCAGGCACGCUGUGGAACUGCCCAGAGAGAUACACACUCUGGAGAGCGAGGAGCAUGACACCUGUCUACCCCCUAAUGGAGACUACAGUGGCAGCAGUGUGGUCCUGGUUAACCCUUUCUGCCAGGAGACCCUCUUCAUCAACAGAGACAAAGCUUCUGCCAUCUAGAGACAGAAAACGAGAGACACUGUUGGAUUCUUCUCUCCUACUCCCCCUGCUGUUGUUGUCUAUUUUAUAUAUGUGGUAAAUAUUCAGAGACUUUGACUUUAUACUGUAUAUUAUAAACACAAAGAGCAACCUGAAAGGAGAGUGAUGUAAACAGACACUAUUUACUAUGAGGAUGCACCUGCAUAUUUUUCUGAUGUACAUUUUCUACAAAAAAGGCUUAAUUGUGAUAAAAGGUUUUUAUUGUCUUUAUAAAAUACAGAGUAUAUGUGGUUUUGUUUCUUUACAGUGGCUUGAUGGUGAGUGCACUGUGGAUGUUGCCACACGAAAUCUGCUUUAGAGAGAGAAACGUGCUAUCGAAGCAUUUAAGCUGUUCUUUGUAAUUUUAUUUUUCCUUUUAAAAUCAAUCCCAAAAUACUUAUAGCCUGUUGAACUUGAAUAUAGCACCUAAAAUAUGUACUUGCAAAAUACUGUAUAUGAAAUCAGGGUCUGUAUUUAUCAAACUUCUAAGAAAGUUACAAAUGCCAUCAAGUUGGAGAACUGAAAUGUGAGAGUGGUAACCGUCAUGGACAACUCUCGUAGACAAGGAUUUAACCUACAUCUGCCCCAUUGUUCAUUCUUUAGAAAACAUCCUUAUAUUUUCCUCAAUGAUAUAUUAGUAUGCAUAUGUGAUAUUGAUUUUUUUAAAGUUCUUUUUCUUUGUGUAAAAUCCUUUUUAGUAUCUCCAGUAGCAAUUAAAAUCUGAAGGACAAUAUUCUCAUAUUUUUAUAAUAUACAAUAUUUUUUAUAUAAUAAUAAUGAUAUGUAAUAAUAUAUUUUAUUUAUAGAGCGACAGAAUAGAACAAAACAUAAAAUCUGACAUUAAAAGCAGGUUGAAAAAGGUUACAAGUACAGGAUAUACUGUAUAUGUACUAUGUAUAAGGAUUAGAUAAUAGGAAAUGGGAUGAAAUGUAAACAAAAAGAUAACAAAACUGGAGGAAGAAAGAAAUUUGCUGAUGCUAGAGAAGGUACAUAAGAGACAACAUAAUAUAAUAAGAAGAAUUUAGUACCACACUAACAAGUGCAGACAAUGAAGAUGCAUGGAAAGUGGCUGCAAAGCAAUAUGAGAGCCAGUUUGUUGUUUGCAACCCUGAUGAUAAAUGCAGGAAAAGUAAAGAAAAGUUGGGUUAACAUCCUAUCAUAUGCAAAUGUUAGUCUAAACCUACCUGAUUAUGACUUAUAGAGUUAGCAUAUUUUUCAUCAUGGACGAUGAUAUUGUCACUUUAAAACAUGACACAGAAGGUGUGUGUGUUAAGCUGCGUCUCUGUACUGACAUUUUCUAGGCUGAAGGUCACCUCUUUUAACCAAUUUAAAAGGACCUCUCCUUAAGUUAAGAGCAUUUUAAGUCAUAAAAUAACUGAUUAAUUGGUUUUAUUGUUAAGUUUGAAAGAAGGAGUAAAAGUGAAGGACUUUAAGUUUUAUUUCUCAGCAGUUUGAUAAAUACGAGCCCAGAUUUUAAUGGUUAAUUAGAGUGGACUAUUUGGAUGAUAUGGGGUCUACAUCUUGCAGUUAUGAAUGAUGGUGCAUCUGUCAGUCAAAUGGAGCUGACUUAAAAUGGCUUUCGCCCUCAUGUGUCACCAGCUUCUCUUAGGAGGGACCACAUAGAUGUCUUAAUUCUUUAUGUUGGCCCUUUAUAUAUCAGUAUGUGUAUGUGUGAAUGUCUCGUUCAUGCAUGUAAGCAUACUGUGUGAGUGUGCAGUAGAGUGUGUAAGGGUGGACGAAUGAGUUGAAAUGUGCUGCCCCCUUAACCAAAUAUCACUGUUACUUUAAGUCAAACAAGACUUUGUAUCACUUUCAGCGUUUGAUCUGUUUCUCGGUGUGUGUCUGUUUGUGUGUGUGCCCCUGUAUGUUUGUCUUUCUGUCUGUCUGUCUCUUGUCUGUAUCGUGGAGUGGCUACUGGUUAUAGCCCAGUUUGAGAAAGAUUUUCUCAGCACUGUAGGAAACGAUUAGACCAUCCCUUGCUACUAGAAGUGUCUCCCUCCAUAAAUAACGUGUUUGUCCAUGCAAUGCCAACUGUGUUUGUUGAAAUGUUGAAUGAUUGUCAAUCAGUUGCUGGACCACAUAAUAUGUGUUAGAGGCUCUCAAAAAUCUUGACCAAUGAAAACACUGAGACAAAAAAUGUAUGCUGAAUAUUUACUGUGAGCACAUACAGAGGCGUUUGAAUAUUUUGUUCAAUUAUCGAACCUGUGGUCCUUCGAUCUUCUGUUUUACUUUGCAUUGCUGCAGUUUUAUUCAAUAAUCAAUGCUGCCUGCCUCUAUUGUCGCUAAAGAUUUUCUGCAUUGUGCGAUGUUGUUCUGAAAUCACUGAUUCAAGCGGUGGUGGUGAAUAACACGGUUAAACAUAUUGAUAUUUCCUGCAUUGGAUGCUCACAGCUGGGCUUGUUGUUUUGCACGCUGAAAAAGUGGAUAUUUUACAAAACGUUCAGUGGCACGGUGGAGCAGUGUUCAACAUUAUGUAUUUUUUGUACUGUAGUAUACACUGUACUUUUUACUGCUGAGCAAUAAAACAAACAAAAAA
This is a messenger RNA of Seriola dumerili (greater amberjack), 4571 nucleotides long. RefSeq names its product transmembrane protein 108 (gene tmem108). Gene Ontology annotation, cellular component: axon; endosome membrane; early endosome. The transcript has 5 exons. Bases 404 to 2017 code for a protein of 537 amino acids. NCBI's taxonomy places the organism in Eukaryota, Metazoa, Chordata, Actinopteri, Carangiformes, Carangidae. Gene Ontology annotation, biological process: dendrite extension; postsynaptic density organization; retrograde axonal transport. The record is from RefSeq and is a predicted model, not a curated record.